AUGGCCCCUGAACAUAAGCACCAAGCAUCCUUUCCGCAGUUCGCCUUGCCAGCGCAUGACUACAGGGAUACAUCAAACUGCGGAGAACAACACGUACAAAUUGUAAUAGAGGACCAGACGUAUCCAGAUUCUCACUCAAUUCACGUAAAUGAGACACCUGUCAUUGUUAAUCAACCACCGCCUCAAUUCUUCAUGCAGCAACACGAAGAGCUACUGCAGCAACAAGAACCUCUAUUGCAGCAGCCACCAGUGGCGGCACUAAAGUUGCAGCCGUCGCUCUUAGCCGCGUCACAACCAGCGCCAAUAUUGGUGCCCUCUCCCGAGUAUACGGUAUACAGUAACCCACAUAGCGUGCGCUGCGGCCUGCUUCAACCUGCCCACGGUGCUUACCCUAGUUACACAACCGGUACGAUCUCUCCGCUGCUACAUCCGAUGUCGACGUUCACGGCGUCUGCUCCUGUUUUAACACACCAUUCUCGGACGUACAGCGAGGAGUUCUACACAGACAGCUCCGAUAGCGAAGGAGAGGUUGAACAGAGCACAUCGACCGGUGAACGGGUCCUCACUGCAAGCGGCACCGCCACCUUCGCAACAGCUGCUCCACCACCGAUGCAGCUCCCCAUUGUAGCCGCGACCAACGUGCUGGCCACGAAGCCCGCCUUUCUCAAUCGAAGGGCGCUUCACGCUCGCGACUUGGAAGCAAAAUCCAGCAAGUUGAACUUGGGCCAGACCGUCCACACCUACGACCAAUGGAUGGCCAACCAAGCUCGCUACGAGGCGAUGCGUGAAGGGCGAAGGACUAGUUAUCAGACGCACGUUAUUGUUGCAUUCUUGCUGCUUGUCGCAACGCUACUCGGUUUCAUGGCUUUUGUGAGCGUGUACGGGAAGAAGCAGUUUAUGUCCAUCUUCGGAGACUACGACAGUGAGUACAACCAGACGAUGAACAGUCCGUGGCUCAAAUACUUCCUGCGCACCUUUAAUUUCAACGGUAGUGCGAAAGGGUCAAACGAGGAUACGUUUGGCCUCUGCAGAACACCAGAGUGUCGGGCUGAAGGAAUGUUUGUAAGUCAGACUCUAAACUGGACAGUUAAUCCUUGCAAUGACUUUUACAGCUUCGUUUGCUCGGAUUGGGCUGCCCAAGCGUCCGCCAUAUCAGCUGACCAGGUUGUCGUCGGAGAUAUUGAAAAUACCAUACUCAAAUACUUAACCGAGGGCAGCACCGACGAUGACAGUUUAAUUACACCAGCAAAAAAGCUUUUUCGCGAAUGCGUGGACCUGAGUGCGAUACAAGCGCUUCAAUUACAACCCUUGCGCGCAAUGUUAAAGAAAACCGGUUUGUCCGGUUGGCCAUUAGAAUCAGAUAGGAACAAAAGUUUGACUGACGUUUGGAGUGCUUCCGCAAAAAUUCUCAGGUACUUUGGCCUACCAACAUUCCUCACUGUUCGACUGACGAAGGUCUCCCGAACCUCCGACGCAGUGGUUGUGUUGGACAAGACCAACGGCUUCGGAAAUCUUGAAAAUUUCCGCGACAAUGUGAGCGUCAGUCAGCGCUCUUGGGACUUGCUGAAUAGAAUGCGCGUAGUUAACACCGACGUGCCACUGGAAUUGGCUGAAGAAGUGUUAGAGUUCAUGCACUACGUAGCCCGCCUGACGGGGCCGGCGUCGUCCAAAGAUGGCGAGGAGGUUCGGAGCCUGGGAGACUUGAACCUUUUCCAACCCUUUGUGGUCGAAGCCAUGGGCAGUUCACUGCUCAAUUUAUCGUCAGAUCCCGUGGUGUUGCUGCAGUCCUCUGACUAUGUUUCGAAUCUCAUAGAAGUGAUACGAAUUACGCCACCACACAUCUCGCUGAACUAUUUGGGGCAUGUCCUCACCGAUCACCUGAGAGGCUUCAUUCUAUCCGAGGGAAGCAAAAGGAAAAGUCGGGCACGCGUCUGCUUGCACACGGUAGAGCAAGCGCUUCCCAGCAUGGUACAUUAUGCAGCCUAUCUCAAAUUCAGGUCAACCUUGGAAAACCUGUCCAUCCGAAACAUCAUAGAUGACCUGAAGCACGAGUUGAUGACCGCCAUUGCGAAGGUCUCGUGGAUGGACGUGCACACGAAAUCUCAAGUUCUUCGACGACUAACAGAGACUCAAAUCCAGGCCUUCUUUCCCCACUGGAUGAGCAACGCUCAACUGGCUCGUGAAAUGUUUGCCGGCCUUCCGGGCGUGAGUCCCGGCCAAGCCCUUCUGUCCUACCAGGCCAUGCGAGAGUAUGAGUUCCACUCGUCCCUCAGCGAACCGUGGGACAGGAACGAUGUGUGGAGAGGCAGCGUCUUCGACACCAGCUGCUUCCUGGAGUCUAACAAUGUCUACUUCCCCAUCUCCCUGCUCAACGUCACGGGUCGAACGACGCAGUUUUUUCUGCUCUUCCAGAUUCCUCGCAUCGGGGCUCGUCUCGUGGGCUGCCUGUUGCGCGCGGCGCUUCAGGGCGCGGCGAAUGGCGACGACCGCGCGACUCGCUGGUCGCAGCCUUCCAGGCAGAACUACCGGGCCAGGGAAGACUGCUUCCGUGCUCGGCACGCGGAGUGGACCGCCGGCUCGGACGACCGCAGCCGCCUCAGGCAGCAAGCUCUGCUCCGGGACGUCACCGAGACGGCAGCCAUCAGACCCGUGCUGAAGCUCUACAAGAUGUACAUCAUGUCCCGGAGCAGGCACCGGACGGACUAUCGAUUCCAGAACGCGGAAGGGAUCUCGACCAACCAACUGUUCUACGUGUACUACACGGCCAGCAUGUGCCGCGCUGGAGGCAAGUCGGGCACGGCGACGAGUGGCGCCUCCGCUCCGAUGAGCGUCAACUGGGCCCUCAUGGACGACCCGGAGUUCGAGAAAACCUUCGGCUGCAGCCAAGGCACUGGCAUGAACCCGGCGACAAGAUGUCGCUUCUGGUAG
Ixodes scapularis (black-legged tick) is the source of this 2928-nucleotide messenger RNA. RefSeq names its product neprilysin-1-like. The transcript has a single exon. The coding region runs from base 1 to 2928 and encodes 975 amino acids. Gene Ontology annotation, biological process: protein processing. Gene Ontology annotation, cellular component: plasma membrane. Lineage: Eukaryota; Metazoa; Arthropoda; Arachnida; Ixodida; Ixodidae. The record is from RefSeq and is a predicted model, not a curated record. Gene Ontology annotation, molecular function: metalloendopeptidase activity.